CAGGAGUACAGUGAGGGCGCUAAAAGACAGUGCCGGUUCCUGAAUAAGCAGGGUACCUAAAGUAGUAGCCCCCCACUCCAAAUUCACGCGCCGCUUAUUACCUUAUCGUUCAGCUGGAAGCCCAAGCUCGACGUGUAAAGAUGCGCAGACCUACACAAACGUCAUAGUUCGGCAGUCAUCACUUUUACCGUUUUUUUUUACCUUGACUUGGCUGACAUCUUAAAGCUUCCAGCAGUUUCCUCCGCGGUUCUCAACUUAAUUUCCCUCCAGAAGAGAUGUCAGGUUGGUCUUGGUCGCCUAGACAGGCCAUGCUGCAAAUGAGCCAGCCAGAGAUAAAUCGCCAACCACGUCCUAAUGUUCCGCCCCAGAGCCUACCAAGCAUACCAGCUCUCAACCUGCGUCAUCCACCUGCUCCAAACCUAGCCCUGCCUGUGUAUAACCAUCAGCCUGUCUAUAAUAAGCCUGGUCCUCUGUCUGUUUCCAACAACCCUGCGCCUCCUCCUGUUCCUGGUCCCAUCCCCAACAACUCAACUUCUCCUGUCUACUACAACCCACCACCACCAUUUGUUCCACACACAUCCGGGGCUCAAGCACCAGGCGGUCCACCUCCGCUUACGAAUAGCUCACCUAUGGCAAGAGGAACGCCUUCUGGAGCACCGCCAAUCCCGAUUCCGUCUCCAGCUCCAGCUCCAGCUACGACAACCACCAGCUCUAGGAAGCGCAAGUCUGAUGUUACUCCCGACAACACCCAAGAGGAUCUUUUUCCAGACAAUGUGCCGGACAUAGACAGCGAAGAUGAACGCCUAGAUCUUCAUGACUCAGAGACUUGCAAUGCCAUUCGUCGUAAGAUUCGUAACUGGAUCGAUUCAGGCGCUCAAAAAGUUGGCGAGUUUCAGAAAACCAUUGGAGUCAGUGGCAAAUCCUACAAUAGCUUUAUGAAUCGAACUGGCACAUGGGAUGGCGAAAACACCGAUACUUACAUCAAAGCCCAUCGCUUCUUCAAAAAGCGUGAGCUUCAGGGGCUCCCCCUUAAGGCCAACAAGCCUAAGAAAGCAAAGACAGCAGCUUCCGCCAAGGCCCUUGAGGAAGCCCUUGAUGUGAGCAACGUUGACCCCCUUCCUGGUGAGGCGGACGGAACAGUUCCCAUAUACGACACCUGCGACGAGAUCCGCAAGAAGAUUCGACCUAUACUAGCCAAGGAGGGAAUGACUCAGGCAGCUUUCAUCCGCGCUCUCAACAAGAACCUCCCCGAAGGAAAAAGUGUGUCCCCGGCCAAUAUGCGGUACUUCAUGGGCCGAAAGGGAGUCCGCGACGGCAACACCAAUAUCACUUUCUAUGCGGCCUAUGUUUUCUUCGAAAAGAAGCGUAUUCAGGCCGGCAAACCCAAGACUCAAUUCCGUGAAAAGAUGGAGAAGGCAUGGGGCAGCAAAGGCUUUGAUAUUGAGCAUGGGGCUAACCAACAGUACACUUGUUUUGCUGGUGAAGAGCCGGUGGUGGACGAGUUCGGCAAAAUUGACUUUGUUGUAACAGGACGACGUAGGUGAGAAAGAUGUAUUUGAUCAUUGAAAGAAGAGGAGGAAACAUAAAAAGGGGGGCAAAUUCAAAUCUGUUCAUGUUGUCUGAUACCAUAGCAUUUGAACUGAUUUGGGCGUGGUAUCUAGAUAAACAGAUGUUUAUAUGGGAAAGAGAAUAGCAGAAGGGCGUGUCUGACGGAUUUGGUUCUAAUCUAUAUCUAGCAAAGGAAAAG
Messenger RNA from Fusarium redolens, 1747 nucleotides. RefSeq lists its product as uncharacterized. The record is from RefSeq and is a predicted model, not a curated record. Bases 276 to 1544 code for a protein of 422 amino acids. Lineage: Eukaryota; Fungi; Ascomycota; Sordariomycetes; Hypocreales; Nectriaceae. The transcript has a single exon.